AUGCCUGAAGCCACCGUCAAAGCGCCCAAGAAGGGCUCCAAGAAAGCCGUCAAUAAGACCGUGAUCAAGACCGGCAAGAAGAGGCGCAAGUCCAGGAAGGAGAGCUACGCCAUCUACGUGUACAAGGUGAUGAAGCAGGUCCACCCCGAUACCGGCACCUCCUCCAAGGCCAUGGGCAUCAUGAACUGCUUCGUGAGCGACAUCUUUGAGCGUAUCGCCGGCUGA
This is a messenger RNA of Pseudoliparis swirei, 225 nucleotides long. RefSeq names its product histone H2B-like. The transcript has a single exon. The record is from RefSeq and is a predicted model, not a curated record. Lineage: Eukaryota; Metazoa; Chordata; Actinopteri; Perciformes; Liparidae. Gene Ontology annotation, cellular component: nucleosome. Gene Ontology annotation, molecular function: structural constituent of chromatin; protein heterodimerization activity; DNA binding. The coding region runs from base 1 to 225 and encodes 74 amino acids.